This is a messenger RNA of Orbicella faveolata, 4728 nucleotides long. RefSeq lists its product as uncharacterized. The record is from RefSeq and is a predicted model, not a curated record. Gene Ontology annotation, molecular function: guanyl-nucleotide exchange factor activity; protein binding. Lineage: Eukaryota; Metazoa; Cnidaria; Anthozoa; Scleractinia; Merulinidae. Gene Ontology annotation, biological process: actin cytoskeleton organization; positive regulation of stress fiber assembly.
GUUCCCCUUUUGUUAUUUGCAUAAACUCUUUGUUGACCUUUGAUCACUUUUUUCCUCACUCACAAUAAUUCCUACAAUGUGUUUAAAACUGAUAGACUUUGCAAAUUCCUGACAUCUUUCAUGAUGUUAAGAAGAAGCGACACCACAUUUUUACCGCUCAACAGCUUCAUUUUAGAGCUCAUGCCAGGGUUAGAGUGUGUAUGUCUAGAGUUUCAAAGUUUAAAAUAAACUUUAAUAAGCUGUUAACUGUUAAAGCCACUUGAGAAGAAUAACACACUGUGCUUUCAGGAGGCUCUGUUAACAUGGUGUCUGUGCAUAAUGCAUUAAUUUAAUGGUAGUACAUAAAAACACUGCAUCGUAGCUUUCAUUUAAUUAAGUCAUCAAGCACAUGGGUUACUUUUAAAGACAAAGCUAGAAGGGCUUCUGCCGCAUAAUAUUACCAGUAGUGCAUAAGCAUAUUGUUGAUCAAUAGCUUUGAUGUAGGGAAGGUACUGUUUGUUAAAAAAAACAAAAACAACUGCAAGAAAACAAAUUAUAGGGAGAGUUGAUCCAAUUUUUGUGCUGCAGCCGGACCAAUGUCACUAACUGAAUGCCUGGAAGAGGGUAAGAUAGACGAACCAACCAAGGAUUUACUAGAUGUAAACACAGGUGCAGAAUGAGAAACAAUUACGAGUCAACGAAACGAAAGAGCUCAAAAGACUAACAAAAAUACAAACAAACAAAAGGUACCCUACCCCACCCCCGGUUGUUUUGAGUUAACCUUACUAGUUCCAGUUUCAAACUGUUGAUGCUCGAUCAAAAAUCUGAGUGACUUGUAUUGCAUUUGAAGGGUUCUGUAAGAAUACGAACGGAAGUUUUGAUGUGAAUUAUCGUUGUAUUGGAAUGAAGUUCUGGUGAUGGAUUACACAUAGGCGCCUGUAAUGGCCAGCAAUUUGGAUAACAGUGCUAGGAGUGAACGGGAUUCAAUUGUUUAUGAUGAUGUUGCAUCCCAAGCAAACUUGAGCACUGACGGCAUUACUGCACCAGAAGAUGCUCAAGAAAAGGUUGAUACUGUUACACUUGUUAAGGAAGAUGAACGUGUCAAAACACCUGGUCAAAAAGAAGUAACAAAGGAACGUAACAAGAAAGGAAUCAAUGGACAGAAUAAAUUGAAAAAUGUUGAUGGGGAUAGAGGAGCAGAGAGGAAAGAUGGCUCUAGUGAGCUAAUCUCAAAAGAUAGUGUUGAUAAAAAUGAUCACGAUAGUGAAUCACAAAGAGAUAACAGGAAAAUUCGUACAGACACUGACAAGGAGCUGUGGACGCCAGUGAGAAGUGAUUCCAAGGAGAGCGUGGAAAGUAAAAACAGCGAUAACAAAGAAAUGGGAGAUAUUAAGGGACAGGAUUCUCGUGAUAACCAUCCAACAAAACCACCACGACGGCAUCCGCCGAAAAGACGUCUGCCACAACCUCCACAAUCUACAAAUUCUACAUCAAAGCCUGGUCCUUCUGAGAAAAGUGAAUUGGAAUCGUCGACCAGUGAUGAUAGGCUUUCUGUGGACCAGAAACCUACAGAAAUUGUUUGCAAACCUGUUUUAACAUCAAGUCCGAAUCAAGAUGAGAUCCCUAACUUGUCAGUAGAGACAGUUGAUAAAAUAGAUACAAGCCGCAGGGUUCUAUCAUUUCUUGACGAAUCAAACAAAGGUGGUACGAGAAAAGUGGAGUCCUUUUAUGACUUUCUGUACUCUCAAGAUGAUGCUAAUUCUGCUGUGGAAGUCACCUCUCAGAUAAUUUUAGAAGAAGGUGACAGAAUUGGUAGUGUGCUGUCAGAUUCAGAUGAUCAUCUUUACGAUUCUGUUCCUGAGGAUAGUGUUGCAGAUAGCUUCAGUCGGAAAAGUGGUUUUGAAUCAUAUGAUGAAGUUAUUGUAAAUCAAGAGGCAUAUGUUAUGCCGUCACAUGAGGAGAGCGAUGAGUUUUCUGACAGUGACCCAUGGGGGUCAGACUUUGAGACAGAAGGUGACAUCACUGAUGCAGGGAGUAUCCGCACACAGGAAGAUCUCAAUGACGAGGAAGAAGAAGAUCCGUAUGAUUCAGUGGAGAUAAGCCCCAUGAGGGAACGAAGAAGACCGUUUAGGUUUGUGUCAGAAGUUACUAGUUUCUCACCGUUUUCCAGUGGAAAGAAGCCGUCACUUGGUAUUCCAGGACUGAAGGGCCAGAUAAAAGGCUGCUUGGGAUUAAACAAAGCCCCAAGUCUCCCAUACUUAGCCAGCGACCAAAAAAAUGAUGAAACAGAUGCAGUUUAUGUUGACCCUGACAUCACAGACUCUGUAAACUAUCAACAACCUGUGAUGCCACCUAUGCCUGAAGGACUGUCUAACGAACAGAUCAAAAGAUACCAGAUUGUGAAAUUUAUGCUGGAAAGUGAAGCAGAUUAUAUGAGACUACUGGAUCAACUCAGUAAGCAUUAUGAGUUGCCCAUUAGAGAACGUGAUCUCUUGGAACCAAACAAGAUUGAUAUCAUAUUCCAGCAUGUUCACAGAGUCUUACAGUGCCAUGCCAUGUUCAAUAUUGCACUCAGUGCUAGGAUGGCCGACUGGACCCCGGAGGAGAAAGUUGGAGACAUCCUAUAUGCCCUGUUUUGUAAAUCAAUGGUUCUUGAUGCAUAUAGUGGAUAUGUGAACAACUUCGCAAAAGCCAUGGACACUGUUAAAACUGCCUGUAGAACCCAUCUUGCAUUUGCACAGUUUUUGAAGUCUCGUAGACAGUCAAGCCGUGAACGCAACUCUCUCCACCAUUUGAUGUUAAAACCAGUCCAGAGGUUUCCGCAGAUAUUGGCUCUCCUUCAGGAACUUCUGUUAGUGACUCCCAGAGAUCACCCAGACCGUGUUCCUCUGCAGCUUGCUCUAACUCAGCUGGAGUGUCUGGCAGAGAAUCUAAAAGAAAGAAAAAGAGAAGCUGAGCUGAGAAACAAAGUCAAGUUAUUGGAUGGGCUGGUGUCGCAAAGUCACAAGCCCCUAGCUUCUGGUAACCGAUACUUCAUCAGACAGGAUGACUUUGUACAGUGUACUGUUGAAGGUGAAUCAAUACUUGGAACAAAGAAACGGCGAAUAAUCAUGCUUUCGGACAUGCUGCUGUGUGUUUCCCUCAUUAAAGGGAAGAAAGAUCGUGCCAUGCACAUGGUAAUUGACCCUAAAGCAAAGUACAAGCUGAAAUGGAACGUGCCGCUUAAUGAUGUUGAUAUCGUGGAAUACGGUCCAGGAGUGAACAUAUUAACCAAUUCGUACAGGACAACAAUAAGCCAUUCCAGGGCAGGUCAGUAUCGAGGUACUUACAGUGGCUGCCGUGAGCACUUUGAAGACCUGCAACAGGACUUGGCUGUGAUUGGUCAAAUAGCUGGCCUUGUUGCUACGCUACGGCGUUCAUAUCGGGUUCUUGACGUCGAAAAAGUUCAACAGUGGCACAAAUCCGUGCAGAGGACGAUAGAGGAAGAAACAAGACUAGCAAAUCUUUAUUGGCUGGAGUUGUCUUUACCAUCCAAACAUGGCCAUGUAAACUAUAUAUUUAGCACGGACUCUCCUUCGGUGAAAGCAGAGUGGGUCACUGCUCUUAACACGUCUAAAUUAAGACUGGCGCCAGAGAACAAUCCUGGUUGGUAUCUCCCAGAGGAUGACGGGACUGGAGGCGUGGCUAUUCAGCGCCGAAACAUGCCGCUUCUCAAAGAUAACUCAAGCUUGUUUCUACUCAAUCAGAAAUCAAAGGUUCAAUGCAUCGUAAGCUGUCCGGACACUGAAGAUCCACUCCCGGGCGUCCACGACAACUACAACAUUCUGUGGCUUCUCUGUGGAGGCGGAGACCAUGCGGGUCACGUGACUGUGGUCAAAGUUUCCCUUCCCUCCCCUCCACAGGUGGUAGAAUCGUUCCACGUGUGCGAGUCAAACAUUUUGUGUGGGGUGUAUGUGGAGCGAACUUGUGGAGAGGAAAAGAAGUUUAAGGGUACGAUGUCUGGAAGAUUCGGCUUUCCUUUUCCCACGGUCUGGCUUGGAACACAGGGAGGAAGAAUUUUCAUCUACAAUGCCGUGGACUCUACUCGGCGUUACGUCAUGUCUGUGCGGCUUCCUGAUGCGGUGUUGGCCAUCAAGACGGUAAAUAUGAAGAUCUUUGCUGGAGUGGCCGAUGGUAGCGUGGUCAUUUUCAAACGCAAUCAAGAGGGUACGUGGAACUUCAGUGAGCCAAAAGCCGUAGGUCUCGGUAAGUCUCCCGUAAUGGCGUUGGCGGUUGUGAGAGAAAGCCUGUGGUGUUCCUGUGGAAACAAGUUGUUUAUUGUAAACCACAAUGAAGAAGUUAUCAAGCACGUCAUUGAAGUUGACGAUAACCCGAAAACCAACAUCAAGCACCUUGUUAGUUACGGUGUGGGUGUCUGGGUGUCUGUUUGGAAGUUCCCGUCGAUCAAGCUGUUUCAUAGCGAGACACUCAAGCACGUACAGGACAUUAGCAUCUCUUCUCCGGUGACCAAUAUGCAGCGAGAUAUCGAUUCUCAGUUGGAAAAAACAAAACUUGAUCAAGUUUAUGCCACAGCUUUAGCUGCGGAUGAAGGUUUGCUGUGGGUGGGGACGAGUGUGGGCGUUACUCUAGUAUUUCCACUUCCAAGACUGGAGGGAAUACCACUCGUGUCGGGUAAGAACUGCCAUCUAUUUUACCUUGAUUGCAACGCGCUCGAAAACACACCUAGAUAGCAGCGAAUCAAAGCUAAUG